UCCAUUGUUCCUCACAGUUAAUUGCAAUGUACAAAAUUUUAUUGAUUAUAGCUGUUUUUGCUUGUGCAAAGGUAAAGUUGGAAGUGCUGGUUGUAGAACUUCCGGCCGAAACUGGAAACACCCCCCAAGAAACAAUCAAAAAGAACAUUGAAAGAUACGCCAAACAUUUGGAAACAAUUCGACAUCACAUUGGGCGUGGUGUUAAUAUAGUUGUAUUUCCUGAAUACGGUUUGACCGGGUUGAAUCCCAAUGUUGAGGAGUCUGCUCAAUUUAUCCCUGACAUGUAUCAGUCACAUUCAGGCUUGCCAGACAACAUUAAACAAUUAAGCGAUUUGGCUAUUUCUUCUGGUGUUCAUUUAGUUGUAAAUAUGUUAGAAAUGGAUAAUUCAACAAAUACAAAAAGGUAUUACAACACUCUCGUUGUCUUUGACACUUAUGGAAGAAUUAUUGCAAAAGCAAGAAAAUUUAAUCUGACUCCAAAAGAAAAAAUGAAACUUACACCGGGUACCUCAGUAGCAACAUUUACUUUCUAUUUGUACCAGUUCUGUUUGCUGAUCGGAGAAGACAUUUUAACUCUCGAAGCAUUCAAUAAUGUCAAUACCUUCGCUGGAGUAAUAAUUUCUUCAUCUUGGCAAAAUACACUCCCAUCAAACUUGGCGACAAGCAUCGCAUACGGUUAUUUCAAAAGAACGAAAACCAAAGUCUUCUACUCGAACCUCAAUAAUCCUGAAGAGGGCAUCAGUGGAAGCGGAUUGUAUUCGGAAGAAAAGGUGGACGCAGAAAUGACUGGAACAAGUCGAACCAUAAUGAAAUACGGUCUAUACUUUCCUGGAAUGCUAUUCCCAUAUAAUUCAAAUCAACAUGAAAAAGCCAACGAAGAACUCACCACUUUGGGUAAAUCUGAAAGAUUUGCAAAUGAAGAUCCUAUUUCCGGAUUAAAACUGAUCACCCAACUACCAGAAACUGUUAAAAAGACACCAGCAAUAAAAAAUACCAUCAUUAACGAUUAUGGACGAUGUACAUUGGUGACCACCACCGAUUUAUCAACAGUUUAUCAAUUAAUUGCGUACGAAACCAUCGAACGAAUUGGUAGUCGUGAUUAUUUGUCGUAUUUUUGUGGGAUAAUUCCAACUGACACAAAUUUAAGAACGAAAACCAAUGUCACUUUGGAAAAAGUAACGAUCACAAUCCAACCAAAGACUACAGAGAAAAUUAUCACUUUGCCCAUAGUUGCCGAUUAUAACUUCUUACCUGCUGAUUUCAGCUACAACGUCAGUGAUGGUACUGUUGCAACAAUUCAAGACAAACGAGACAUUAUCGUGUUUGGCAUCAGAACUUUAAAACCGAUAACCAUUAUAAACAUUGGGACAGCAUCAAUUUUUGUGGCACCCACAAAAUCUGCUCAGCAAACCAUUAAGACGAAUAUUGAAAAGUACAGCCUGAGAUUAGAGAAAUCCAAGGGGGAAAAUUGGCACUGCGAUUUGUUGGUACUUCCGGAAUACGGUUUGACUGGCUUAAACCCUGAUCUUGAACACUCAGCACAAUUUUUACCCGAUAUAAAUGUUACCCCUAAUGAAUAUCAAGAUAAUAUAAAGGCCCUGAGCAACUUGGCAAUUAAAUAUAAAGUUAAUUUGGUGGUAAACCUUUUAGAAUUUGAGGCAAAAAAGUAUUACAAUGCUCUUGUGGUUUUCGAUAAACUUGGACGGUUAAAACAAAAGACACGUAAAAUAAAUUUGACACUAAAAGAAAGGGAACAACUCAGCCCCGGUACUGAAAUCAGAACUGUUGAAUUGAGUGGUUUAAAAUUAGCUUUAUUAAUUGGCGAAGACAUUUUAACACCAGAAGCUUCCAAAUUAGAAGACGUUGAUGGAGUUGUAGUUUCGUCAGCUUGGGGAAACGAACCUGAAGCAAACAAAAUCGCAGAUGAUUUCCACAAAAAGAAAAAAAUCCCAGUCUAUUUGUCAAACCUCUUCGACCCAAAUGAAAGGGUAACCGGGCCUCAGAACUAUUUUAGCGACGUUAUUCAAAGCAACUAUGUUAAUCAUGAGUUCAUUAAAUCGGAAAAUGGCUUCAUUGUUCCAAUUAAAAGAACCUCCAUUAGGGUACUACCAAGAAAUAACGUCAAACUUUUGGGAAGUUAUGUGUGUCAAAUAUUUACAUCCACCGACGUACCUUCAAUAUACCAGUUCGUAAUGGAAGAGACUAAGAGGACCGAACAAAAAAACGAUAUUAGCUACUUUUGCGGUUUGAAAAUCUAUAAUAAUCAAAUAAUAGACGUCACUUUAAGAUAUGUUAAAAUCGUGGUAUACGCAGUGAUGGACGAAAACAUCAAUAUACGUCCGAUCAGUUUCGAUUAUUUUUCACAACCUGUUAAUUAUAAAAAAUAUUUUAAAAAUCACUCUGUGUCGGUUGAAAUAGAGAAUAAAUCGAAUAUUUAUGCGUUUGGAAUUAGAAUUACUAAAAAUGGAUAACUAUGUUAUUACAAAUAUCCCAUUUAUUAAAAAAUAAUGUAGUAAUGUUCAUCUUACACAAAUAAAUAAAUU
Messenger RNA from Aethina tumida (small hive beetle), 2543 nucleotides. RefSeq lists its product as uncharacterized. The record is from RefSeq and is a predicted model, not a curated record. Bases 27 to 2471 code for a protein of 814 amino acids. The transcript is spliced from 16 exons. NCBI's taxonomy places the organism in Eukaryota, Metazoa, Arthropoda, Insecta, Coleoptera, Nitidulidae.